Dichotomopilus funicola is the source of this 3336-nucleotide messenger RNA. Its product is annotated as PLC-like phosphodiesterase. Lineage: Eukaryota; Fungi; Ascomycota; Sordariomycetes; Sordariales; Chaetomiaceae. Bases 1 to 3336 code for a protein of 1111 amino acids. Gene Ontology annotation, biological process: phosphatidylinositol-mediated signaling; lipid metabolic process; release of sequestered calcium ion into cytosol. The record is from RefSeq and is a predicted model, not a curated record. Gene Ontology annotation, molecular function: phosphatidylinositol-4,5-bisphosphate phospholipase C activity. The transcript is spliced from 2 exons.
AUGGUGCCCGAGUCCAUCCAGGCGCGGCGGGCGCGUCCCGGCCAAGUCAAGACAGACUUGGUACCACAGACACAACUCGUGGUCAUACCACCCUCGGCCGUCAGCAACUCGUCCCUCUCGACUGCUUCGCUGCGUGGCUCGCCGGCCCAGUCGGUAGAGACCGUUGGGACGGCUGCUACUACCGGGAGCUCCCUCCAAGCUUCGCCCGAGUUUCUCGACACUUGCUAUGAGAAGGAGCUCGAAGACCUCGAUCCGUUAGGCCCCCCUUUUCGUCUUCCCGAGGCGGUCAACGCCAAGCAGCCAACUGAGCCCGCCGUUACCCUCCUGUCGAGGAGGACCAGCAGCACCUCGCUCGGCCAACCGGGCCAUAAGACUCCCGGGACAAGUGCCAUGGGCGAGGCCAUGAAGAUGAGCAUCGUCCGGCGCGCUUCCAACACGAUCCGGCGGGCCACUGGUUUGGUAGCGAGGCGACCCUCCUCGACACAUCCCACCAGCCGGGAUGGGAGCGUGGGGCCCGGUGUGAUCCGCCGGCGCGGCAGCAUGAGCAACCCAAACACACCCUAUGAGGCCGUCAGCACAUUUGACAGCGACGACGAUGAAUUCACCUUCUCUGCAGAUGAUCGUACCGACAGGACACUACCGGACACCGGUUCUGCCUCGUUGAACUCGUCUAGCAGUCUGGGCCUCAUACCGCUGGCCAUCCGCCAAGGCACAACUCUGGCCAAGGUUGCCAAAAACAAGAACACCAAACAAAUCACCCUGUCUUUCGAUCUCGACACGGCCUCCGUCCGGUGGGGUCGGAACAAGUACUUCAACAUCGACGAUGUUGUGGAGGUCCGUAAGGCCCCCGACAUCCGGCAAUACAGACUCGACGCCGGGCUUCUCGAAUCCGUCGAGCCCCGGUUUUUCACCAUCAUUUACAUGCCCCCGGGCAAGACCAGCACGAAGGUGCUCCACCUCAUCGCCCAGAACGACGAGUCCUUCCAGCUCUGGAUCGAAGCACUCGACACAAUCCCCAAGCAGCGUCAGCUGUUUGCGGCCAAGCUGAUGUCGUUGGACAACAAGGCCAUGCGGACCUGGUGGCGAAUGGAGAUGGAGAGGCAGCUGGGACGCAUGCGCUCUGCUGAGGAUGAGCAUAUCGAUCUCGCCGACGCCGAGCGCCUGUGCCGCAGCCUCUUCAUCCAUGCGUCCAGCGAGGAAGUACAAGCCAAGUUCAACCUGGUUCGGGGCACCCGCUCGAGUUUGGACGACGUGCCCGGCAGCCCGCAGCCCGACUCUCGUCUCAACUUCGACGAAUUUGUCGAAUUCAUGCGGUUGAUCGUGGCCCGGAGCGACUCCCGGACCGUCUUCCGUGCCCACACGAGAACUGGCGCGAACAAGAUGACCAAGGCUGAGUUUUUCCGCUUCUUGCGCGAAGCGCAGCAGGAAAACAUUGAUGAUGACCUCGCGAUCUGGGACGACAUCUUCACCGGGUUUGCCCGCAAGGGGCGGCCGAGGGGUACCGACAAGCAGGAGCCCGCAGGCGAGGAGGAACUGACCAUGUCUGAAGCCUCCUUUACCGCCUACCUCACCUCGGCACACAACGGCGCGAUUCCCAGGCAGUUCCGGGAGUACGUGUUGGACCGACCGUUGAACGAAUACUAUAUCUCCAGCUCCCACAACACCUACCUAAUUGGGCGCCAGGUUGGGGGCGUCUCGAGCACCGAAGGGUACAUUGCCGCGCUGAAGGGGGGCUGCCGGUGUGUGGAGGUCGACUGCUGGGACGGCGAAAACAACCAGCCAGUCGUCACCCACGGCCACGCGCUGACGACAAGAAUCUCGUUCCAAGAGGUCAUCAACACGAUCAACAAUUAUGCGUUCUCCACGUCUCACUUCCCGCUUUGGAUCUCGCUGGAAGUGCGCUGCAGCCAAAACACGCAGAUCAACAUGGCCAAGAUCAUGAUCGAUACGUUUGGUGACAAGCUUGUGCGAGCACCUCUGGACCCGACCUCGGACCGCCUGCCCUCGCCGUCUGAGUUGAUGGACCGCAUUCUCAUCAAGGUGAAGAAGGCGAACGAGGGUAGCAAGGGUCUCGAACGGCCCAUGGGACGGCGCCGUGGCAACAGCAUGCCGACUCCGUACCAACGUUCCAUGACCCUGGACUCGAUGCCGGUCCCAGUGCCCUCGAGCCCGCUCUUGAGCCCGGCUUUGACGUCGAGAUCGAACCGGCAGAUCAACACCAUCACUGAGGGCCUGGUCCAUGAACCCGCCAGCAGCGGCCCGAGCGAGUGCGAUAGCGAGAGCGACAUCGGUGCCGUGAAACGGCCCCAGAGCAAGAUCCACCCCGUCCUGGGCGAGUUGGGCGUCUACUGCAUGGGCAUCCACUUCGACGGCUUCGAUAGUCCCGACGCCAAGAGGUUCAACCACAUUUUCUCGUUCAAGGAGAAGACGUUUGCCGAGAAGAACCAGCCGUCCGAGGAGAAGCGGGCGCUGUACCGGCACAACAUGCGCUAUCUGAUGCGUGUCUACCCCGACGGCCAGCGCAUUCAGUCCUCCAACUUCAACCCGCUCAUCUACUGGAAGCGCGGCGUGCAAAUGGCGGCGCUGAACUGGCAGACCUUCGACACGGGCAUGCAGCUGAACCGGGCCAUGUUUGAGGGCGGCACCGCCGAGUCGGGUUACGUCCUGAAGCCGCUCGAGGGCCGCCAGAUCCAAGUGAUGCCGAACCUGAGUCCGGAUGAGUGCAUGGGCAAGCGGCCGCGGAAACAGGUCUCGUUCGAGAUCGAGAUCAUCUCGGCCCAGCAGCUGAUGCGCCCCACCAAUCUCAGCGGGAAGCGCACCAUGGACCCGUACAUCCAGGUCGAGGUGAUGAUGGCGGACGACAAGCGGAACAAGGGCGGCGUCGCAGUGUCCGCCACCGGCCAGCAGAUGCAGCUGAAGCAGCGGACCAAGAUCGUGCGCGACAACGGGUUCAACCCGCAGUUCAACGACACCUUCACAUUUGACGUGACCACCAAGUACCCCGACUUGAUCUUUGUGCAGUUCGCUGUCCGGUUCGCCGACAAGGGCGGAUACAACGACAAGGCGCCUCACAGCGCGACCUUCACCGGGAAGCUCUGCAACUUCAAGCAAGGCUACCGCACCAUCCGGCUGCUCGACGACCACGGCGACUUCUUCGAGUUUGCCGCCCUGUUCUGCAGGAUCAAGAAAGGCCCCGUCACCGACAUCAUGGUGUCGUACCCGGAGGAUGUGCCCAAGAACGCCAACAACAAGCUCAAGAACAUCAGCAACCUGGGUCGAAAUGUGUUUACCAAUUCGAGCCCGAAAUCCAGCUUAGAAAGCGGCCGCACCGCUUGA